AUGACUCGUCACCCUGAACUGCAGGGCCUUGGCGCCGAGGCUGGCCCGGCGAGGCAGCCCCCCUCGCAGGGCCUUGGCGCCGAGGCUGGCCCGGCGAGGCAGCCCCCCUCGCAUCUGGAGCGGGAGUGCGAGUUCCUGGAGGCGGCGCUGUCCAUCCCCGGCCUGAAGGGCGGCUGGCUGGCCCCUCGGCCCGGCGGCGACGCGGUGCUGGCGCUGCAGUACGCGCAGCGCGACCUGGCCGCCAACACGCAGCGCCGGAGCCUGGUGUGGGGCCCGCUGCGCCUGGAGCGUGUGGUGUCAGUGCCCGAGGUGGUGCACGGCUCUGUGUUUGCCGACCCCUGGUUUGGAGGGGCCGGCCCCUCCUGGUCCCCGGACGAGCGCAGCCUGGUCUACGUGGCCGAGCGGUACACGGGCAGGCGCUCGCCGAGCCUCUUCGUGCUGGACACCGGGUCCUGGAGCGUGGCGCGUGUGGCGGCAGGGGAUGCCGAUGCGUACAGCAUGGGCCAGCCGGUCUGGACGCCGCGAGGGGACGGCAUCGUGUUUGUGCGCUGGCCGCACGCCCCCGACAACUUCCCGGGCUUGACGCAGCGCCUGGGCAUUGUCUACUGCUUCAACCGCCCCUGCCACCUGGCACUGGCGCCGUGGCUGCAGGUGGGCGCCGGCGCCAGGGACGAGGCUGCCAUCGAGGGGGCGCCGCUGGAGGCGGGGUUCCAGGGCGCGGCCGAGGCGCCCGCGGGCGGAUCAUACCCAGCCGCGACGCUGCUGACGCCGGGGAUGAGCAGCGCCUUCUCGCCGCGAUUCAGCCCCGACGGCGGGACGCUGGUCUUCCUGAGCCAGGCCGCCGCGGUGGAGAGCGGGGCGCACGCCGCCUCGGCGUCCCUGCACGCGCUGACCUGGUGCGGGGCGGGGCCGGCCCCGGGGCCCCCGCACAUGCUGGUCGGGGUGGAGGCGGGAGCCCCUCCCGCAGGCCCAGACCCCUACGCCGCCUUCCCGGGCCUCUACUCCGGCCUGAUCCCGGCCCAGCCCUGGGUGGACGCCGACACGCUGCUCCUCACCUCCCAGUGGCGCAGCACCACGGCAGUGCUGGCCGUGUCGCUCAGUGCGCGCAGCGUGCAGCGCGUGAGCCCCCCGCCGGGGCCCGACCACGCCAGCUGGAGCCUGCUGGCUGCCGACGCAGGCUGGGCGGUGGCAACGUGCAGCUCCCUGCAUCAACCCCCCUCGCCGUACGUCGCCCACCUGGGCCGCGGCGAGGCCCUGGGCCCCACUUCCUGGGCUCAUCUGGAUUUGGGGGACGCCGAGGACGACGCGGUACCGCCCGAGCUGGCAGCCACGCUGCGCACGCUGCGCACCACUGUCGUGUGCCCCGAGCCUGGCGACGAUGGCGCAGACGGCUCGGGUCCCACCUGGGAGGCCCUCCUGCUGCAUGCGGCCGGCGAUGGCGCCCCUGAGUCGGCAAGCACCCCGACCCCGGGAGAGCCCCCGGCCAACAUCGAUCAGCCGACCAGCGCAGACCAUGCGGCCACCACCGCAGACCACAUGAUCUCCACAGGCUCCUCUGACUCCACCCCCCGGCCCCUGCUGCUCAUGCCGCACGGCGGCCCGCACUCCGCCUUCUCCUCCGAGUUCUCGCCCGUGCUGGGCGCGCUGUGCGCGCUGGGGCAUGAUGUGCUGCUGGUCAACUACCGCGGGUCCACGGGGUUCGGGGAGGCUUCUCUGCAGGCCCUGCCCGGCCGCGUGGGCGAGCUGGACGCGCCGGGCGACUUCUUCGCGGGCGUGCUGCGCAACCCGGUGCUGGACCUGGGCCUCAUGGUCCAGCUCAGCGACAUCCCCGACUGGUGCUACGUCACGGCGCCCAUGCUCUUCCUGCUGGGGGGCAAGGACCGGCGGGUGCCGCUGCGGGACGCGCAGCAGUACGCGAACGCGCUGCGCGUGCUGCGCGGCGAGGCCGGCCCCGCCACCAAGAUCCUGGUCUUCCCGGAGGACAACCACGCCCUGGACUCGCCGCAGACCGAGUUCGAGCAGUGGAUCACGGCGUUGGAGUGGCUGCAGCGCCACGGGCCGGGGUCUACCACCAUGUGA
This is a messenger RNA of Auxenochlorella protothecoides, 2079 nucleotides long. Its product is annotated as Acylamino-acid-releasing enzyme. Lineage: Eukaryota; Viridiplantae; Chlorophyta; Trebouxiophyceae; Chlorellales; Chlorellaceae. Gene Ontology annotation, biological process: proteolysis. The record is from RefSeq and is a predicted model, not a curated record. The transcript is spliced from 8 exons. Gene Ontology annotation, molecular function: serine-type endopeptidase activity. Bases 1 to 2079 code for a protein of 692 amino acids.